AAAUAAAAAAGAUAAUUUAUUUAAUAAUUUACUGACAACAUGUUGUUUUCAUUAAACUAAUUAUAUAAAAUUGAUGCAAAACAUGAUCGGAGUUCUAUCUACUGGCGGUAAAUUCUUCCGGCCUUCAAGCCGAAAAGAACCUUUUAAAGUCGCAGUUUGAAUCUUAUGACUCUGAGAUUGUUCCUAGUUUCUUUAGACUUUUCAAAUCCUUUUUCAAGUGUUGAGCUCUCCUAAUGAAUCCAACUCCUAUUUCCAUCGGCCGAUUUCUGAUUCUACCAAGCAGCUCUGCUGCUCAUACAAAACCAACUUUAAAUCCCUUCGUCGCCUCUAUUUUUACACGGAAAUCUACUUUUUCUUCUUCUUCUUCUUCUUUACAAAACCUCUCCGACUCUCACUCCAAAUCAGUUUCAAACCCACUUUACCAUUUUCUUCCUCCAACUCAAAACCCCAACAAUAUAGUCAAUCUCAUCAGCUCUAGCCUCAGACAAGAAAGUUUCCACCUCACUCUUCUCCAAAACGACAUAAAAGGGCUUCUUCCCCAUCUGGGUUCCAGUGAAAUUUCGAGGGUUUUGUUGAGAUGUCAAUCUGAUUACUCUUCAGCUCUUACUUUCUUUAACUGGGUCAAGAAUGAUUUGGGUCUCAGACCCACUACCCCGAACUAUUGCAUUAUGCUUCAUAUUUUGGCUUGGUCACGAAAAUUUUCGCCCGCCAUGAAACUGUUAUCUGAAUUGAUAGAGUUGGUUAACGACGUUCCAGCAGAGGAUGACAUAUUUCAAAAUUUGAUUUUGUGUACCCAAGACUGUAACUGGGAUCCAGUUAUCUUUGAUAUGCUCAUGAAGGCUUAUGUGAAAACAGAUAUGAUUCGAGAAGGUUAUACUACUUUUAGGAAGACAAUAGAGGUUGGUUUUGUCCCAAGUGUUAUCUCUUGCAAUUUUCUUAUGCAUGGAUUAAUGGGGUUGAAUUAUAUUGAUCAAUGCUGGCAUGUUUAUGAAGAGAUGGGGAGGAUUGGGGUACAUCCAAAUGCUUAUACAUUUAAUAUUUUGACUCAUGCUUUAUGCAAUGAUGGAGAUGUGGAUAAAGUGAACUCUUUUCUGGAGAAGAUGGAAGAAGAAGGGUUUGAUCCUGAUAUUGUUACGUAUAACACUCUAAUCAGUAGCUAUUGUAGGAAAGGAAGGCUGGAAGAUGCAUUUUAUUUGUACAAGAUCAUGUAUAGAAGGAAUGUGAUCCCAGACUUGGUUUCAUAUACUACCUUGAUGAAUGGGCUUUGUAAACAAGGGAGGAUGAGGGAAGCUCAUCAGCUUUUCCACAGAAUGAUUCAUAGAGGAUUGAAUCCGGAUGCUAUGUCGUAUAAUACUCUUAUUAGUGGUUAUUGCCAUGAGGGAAAGAUGAAAGAAUGCAAGUUAUUGUUGCAUGAGAUGAUCAGCAAUGGAAUUCUACCAGACUGUUUCACUUGCAGGACACUCGUUGAAGGAUAUGGCAGAGAAGGUAAGCUGCUCUCUGCUUUGAAUUUGGUUGUAGAGCUUCAGAGAUUUGGAGUUUCUCUUUCAGGUAACAUUCAUGAUUAUCUAAUUUCCGCAUUAUGCCAAGAAGGUCGGCCGUUUGCAGCUAAAAGUCUUUUGGAAAGAAUUUCUGGGGAUGGUUAUGUGCCUGAUAUGAAUAUCUACAAUGAAUUAAUUGCAUCUUUCUGCAAAUGUUGUCAUGUUGCAGAGGCAUUACUUUUGAAAGAUGAAAUGGUAAGUUCGAAUAUCAAACCCAGUGUCUUCACAUAUAGAACACUCAUAAGCUGUUUGUGUCGAAUAAAUAGAAGUAAAGAAGGCGCAUGCUUAAUGGAAGAAAUGGCUGAAUCGGGUUUGUCACCAGAUACGGUAAUAUGCAGGGAAUUAGUAGACGGGUACUGCAAAGAAGGUAAUAUUGCUAAAGCAGAAUCAACACUGAGCUUAUUUGCCAGGGAAUUUCAAAUUUUUGAUACUGAAAGUUACAAUAUACUUGUCAAAGUUUUAUGUGAGGAGGGUAAUGUGGCUAAGAUGCUGGAGCUGCAGGAUAGGAUGCUAAAAGUAGGUCUUACACCAAAUAGCUUGACAUGUAGAUAUGUGAUCCAUAGCUUAUGGAAAACUACUAAUCUGGACAAAGCCAAGCUACAAGCCUACAACUAGAAUGAAAAUAUCGAGACUUUUGGAGAAAAUAUUAUUCCUUGACCGGAUGAUAUGAGGUAUAUGUCAGUUAUCUACAUUCAGGGGUUCAAAAUGCCUUUUUGGAUACCAUUAAUUUGGGCAGAAGAUGAGGAAUUCAGCUGAAGAGGUUGGCAUGGCUGGGGAGCUAAUAUCUGAUUUCCCUCUUGGUUAUUUAUGGCUACUAAUGGCAAGUUGACAUCAAAUUUGGCACUUAAUUUGAAUGCCGUAUUAUGCAACCACAUAAUUGCCUUAUCGGAGUUUGUGCACAAAGUUUAUGCAAAUAAUCCCAUUUUCCCAAGGGGGGGGGGGGGGGGGGUGUGUGUGGGGAAUGAGGCUGCUUAUCCACCUCAUUCCUGGAUUCUAACGUCAUGAUAAAGAGAAGUUUCCCUUUCUCAGUGGCUUUGCCAGACGGAUAGAAAUUCAAACGAGGACCGUUGCAUGAUAAGUUCAUUGUACAUGAAAUGAUCCUUGUAAUUCAUAUUUGUAACUAUUAAUCAAAAUUAAGUUCAUUAUUGAUUACUGGCAUCGACCAGGUUAAUGAAAAAGUUGAAGUCCAGGCUUCAGCAUAUAGUUCUUGUUGGAA
Messenger RNA from Ziziphus jujuba (common jujube), 2754 nucleotides. Its product is annotated as pentatricopeptide repeat-containing protein At5g40400. The transcript has a single exon. Lineage: Eukaryota; Viridiplantae; Streptophyta; Magnoliopsida; Rosales; Rhamnaceae. Bases 234 to 2153 code for a protein of 639 amino acids. Gene Ontology annotation, molecular function: protein binding. The record is from RefSeq and is a predicted model, not a curated record.